AUGAUAACCAAUCGUGACCCAGUGACAAAGAAGAACCAAGGUCCAACGGUGGGUCCGGCGGUAUUGAGGUGGCUGACAGGUGGGAGGUCAGGUGGCGUCCAGCUCGAUGAUUACCCAUCGCGAUCCAGCGACAAAGAAGAGCCAGGGUUUGGUGGUGGGUCCAGGUGGAUUCCAAGCGAACCAAGAGCUUCGCUGAUUACUAGUGCCUAUGGACUUUCAGAAGGAGACAUACUUUUAAAGAUAAAAGAGUCGCUACAGGGUGAUGGAGGUAGAGAUUUUCUCUCAGACUGGUCCAACAAUUCCGCUUCAUCUGAUUUCUCCGGUUGGAGAAGUUGGACGGUGGACCUAUCUGGCAACAGAUUAUAUAGACAUGUUCCUCCUGAAUUGGGAAACUGCACACGCCUUCAGCACCUUAAUCUCUCAAGUAAUUUUUUCAGUGGUGUCAUCCCGUCAACCCUGAUCAACUGCAGCCUACUUACUUUUCUCGACCUCAGCUCAAAUAAUAUCUGCGGUUUCAUUCUUCCAGAGCUUGCGGAGUUGUCCAAUCUGUCUGAGCUUCAUUUAUAUUCUAACAGUCUUUCUGGACCAGUGCCUGCAUCUCUUGGUAAGCUUGGUAAUCUUCAAUUUUUAAAAGUAGGCAAUAACCGCUUUUCUAGUUCCUUACCACCUGAAAUUACUAACUGCUCAAAGCUUAAGUAUGUCAGCUUUGCCUCGUCCAAUCUGAAAGGCACAAUUCCAAGGGAAAUCGGCAAAUUGCAAUGGUUGGAAGAGCUAUAUCUUUUUGAUAUCCAAUUGAAUGGUUUUAUCCCUCCAACUGUUGGGAAUUGCAGGGCUCUGCUAGUGUUUUCUGUUUUUGAAAACAAUAUAGAAGGUCCCAUUCCAACAGAGUUUGGCCUUCUCAGACGCCUCCAAACUUUAUGGUUGUACAAGAAUCUUCUUUCAGGGCUUCUUCCCGCUGAAUUGGGCAACAUGUCAAUGUUACAAGAUAUAGACGUGUCUUCUAACAAUCUUGUUGGAAGUUUACCGGAAGAAGUCGGUAGGUUGAAAAAUCUGAGUUUUCUAAGCCUUCACAGUAAUAGUAUUUCUGGCAGGGUUCCUGCUUUGUUGGGAAAUCUUACAAACUUACAAUUAUUAAAUUUCCAAAAAAACCAGUUGAGCGGAACACUGCCGGAAGCGAUGGGUACUCUUCCAAAUUUGGUUAAAAUCUCCAUUAGUAGCAACAGAUUGGAGGGUCAGUUGCCUGCUUCCCGAGGAAGUUUCAGCGAUUUGGAGAUUUUGGAUGCGUAUUCCAAUCGACUAAGCGGGGAAUUUCCUCCUGGAAUAUGUAGGGCUAAGCAACUAAGGGUUCUCACUCUUUUCGACAAUCUUCUGGUAGGAAAUAUCUCCUUGCUUUUGAAGGAUUGUAUUUCAUUGGAAAGAGUUCGGCUGCAAAAUAACCACUUCACAGGCCACAUUCCUUCAGAUAUCUCAAAAUUGUCUGGUCUGGAUUACCUGGAGCUGUCCUUCGACAGGCUUGAUGGAGAAAUACCUGGGGAGAUAGGCCAACUCAAGAACCUCACUAAUCUUAUUCUUUGUGGGAACUACUUAAGUGGACCUAUUCCUCCUGAAAUUGGGGAUCUCAGAAACCUGGGGAGGCUCAAUUUGAGUAUUAACAAUCUCAUUGGAAAUAUUCCUUCCCAAGUCGGAAGCCUCAUGAGAUUAGAAGGUCUAGAUCUCAGCCGCAACUCACUUGAAAGUGCUAUUCCUCAACAUCUCGGCGCCAAUUUUUCUGAGCUGCUCACCUUAAAGUUAAGUUUCAACAAUUUGAGUGGAAGUAUUCCAGCAUCUCUGGGAGAUUGUUCGAGUUUGAUAGAAUUAGAUCUGUCUCGAAACCGCCGUGAGAAAUCGAUUCCAAGGGAAAUAGGGAAGCUAGUGCAUCUGUCAACUGGAUUGGAUCUCAGUAGGAACAGACUAUCUGGGUCUCUUCCACCGGAGAUAGGAAAUCUGCCUCUUCUUGAAUCAUUAGACAUCUCCCACAAUCAGCUCUCUGGUUUUCUUACGCCGGCGAUUGGAAAUCUGCUGCUGCUUGCAUUAAUAGACGUCUCCCACAACCAACUAUCUGGUCAGAUUCCACAGGCCUUGUCAAGGUUAGUACUUCUUUCCAAAGUCAAUUUUUCUUUCAAUCGAUUCACGGGCCAAAUUCCAGCUCUGAAAUCUUUCUCUAAGGGCGCCUUUGAUGGUAACGACGGUCUGUGCGGUCCACCCACUUCCAAUCCCUGCUUGGAAAGUAGAAAUAGUAGUAGCAACGACAAAAGUUUAGUGAGAGGCGGUGUGGCAGGAAUUGUUAUUGCCGGAUUGGCUACUAUUACCCUCGUAAUAAUAGCCCUUGUAUAUUACCGGAGAGAGCCAAUUGCACAAGAUGAAGAAUCAAAUAAAGAGGAGGAUACAAGCGAUGAAUCUCUCAGCAUAGUGGAGGUGGACAUUGCUGCAGGUUACAAGCACAGGAUUACAUAUCAAGAAAUUUUAAACGCCACGGAAGAAUUCAGUGAUAAAUAUUUAAUUGGGUCUGGUAGCUUUAGCAGAGUGUACAAGGUUCUUCUGACGGAAGCUGAAAACGGCUUCGUAAUAGCUGCAAAGGUCUUGAGAUUGCAGGAGGAAGGGAGAAGUAGUUUUAUGCGAGAGAUAGAUGCCCUCAAAUUCGUCCGCCACAGAAACAUUGUUCGUUUUCUUGGGUUCGUGUCUGGGGACAGCAUCAACAUGGACAUUCUGCUUUUCCAAUACAUGGCAAAGGGUUCUUUGAGGGAAGCACUAAAAUCUCAGAAACUGGGGUUGGAGUUUCGAUGGAAUAUAGCGUUGGGAGAGGCGCAGGCUCUGAAAUAUUUGCACCACGACUGCACUCCUCCAAUCGUACACCGUGACCUUAAAUCGGCCAACAUUUUGCUGGAUGAUGAACACGUAGCACAUGUAGCUGACUUCGGCCUUGCGAAAUUCCUCUAUUCAGAAGGCCAAAGCAGUUGCUCAUCCCUGUACGUUGGCACUCAUGGUUAUAUGGCUCCAGAAUGCGGCUACGGAGUUAGGCAUUCCACGAAGCAAGAUGUGUUCAGCUUUGGAGUUGUGCUGCUAGAGCUUGUUACCGCCAAAGCAGCCAUCGUGGAUGAGGAAGGAGGAGGAGGAGAAACCAGAGGUUUGGCUGAAUGGGCUGCUAUCAUGAGAAAAAAAGAUGGCCACGUAGUCCUGGAUUUAAUAGAUGCGGAGCUGGCAAAUGAUUAUGAAAAAUGUUGGAACUUGGUUGACACUCCAAGUACAUAUGAGGAAGCAAAAGGAAAAGAUGAAUGGGAAGCAACUAUGCAAGAUGAGUACAACUCUUUAAUGAAAAAUGGAACUUGGGAAUUGACAACACUUUCAGAACGAAAAAAUGUGGUCAGUGGCAAAUGGACCUAUAGAACAAAGUUCACUAUAGAUGGAGUUAUUGAAAAACACAAGGCAAGGCUAGUGGCUAGAAGAUUCUCACAAGAAGGUAUUGAUUACACUGAAACCUUUGCUGCAGUUGCUAAGAAGACUUCCAUUCAUACAACAGUUGCUCUAGCUGCAAAAUUUAGAUGGGAAAUUUUUCAAAUGGAUGUAACAAGUGCAUUUUUAAAUGGUGAUUUGAAAAAAGAAAUCUAUAUGCAACAACCACCAGGAUUUGUUAAAGUUGGUAAAGGACAUCUAGUGUGUAGAUUGAAAAAAUCUCUAUAUGAUCUUAAACAAGCUACACGAGUAUUGUACUCCAAAAUAAAUGAAUACUUUAGGAAAGCAUGA
This is a messenger RNA of Cryptomeria japonica (Japanese cedar), 3780 nucleotides long. Its product is annotated as probable leucine-rich repeat receptor-like protein kinase At5g63930. The transcript is spliced from 6 exons. The record is from RefSeq and is a predicted model, not a curated record. Gene Ontology annotation, molecular function: protein binding; ATP binding; protein kinase activity. Gene Ontology annotation, biological process: protein phosphorylation. NCBI's taxonomy places the organism in Eukaryota, Viridiplantae, Streptophyta, Pinopsida, Cupressales, Cupressaceae. The coding region runs from base 1 to 3780 and encodes 1259 amino acids. Gene Ontology annotation, cellular component: plasma membrane.